Penicillium canariense is the source of this 1479-nucleotide messenger RNA. RefSeq names its product FMN-dependent alpha-hydroxy acid dehydrogenase. Lineage: Eukaryota; Fungi; Ascomycota; Eurotiomycetes; Eurotiales; Aspergillaceae. The record is from RefSeq and is a predicted model, not a curated record. The transcript has 4 exons. Gene Ontology annotation, molecular function: heme binding; oxidoreductase activity. Bases 1 to 1479 code for a protein of 492 amino acids.
AUGGCAGACCAGAGGCUGCUGUCUACCCAGCAAGUUUCGGAGCAUAAGACGCCGCAGGACUGCUGGAUCGUGGUCGACAAGCAAGUGUGGGAUGUAACCGACUUUCUCGAUGAGCACCCGGGCGGAUCAACCAUUAUCCUGAAGUACGCAGGCCGCGAUGCCACAAAAGCCUACUCAGAAGUCCACGCGCCCAGCGUUCUAAAAACAAACCUGCAGCCCGGAAAGUUCAAAGGCGUUAUCGACGAAUCCACAAUAGACACGACAUGGAUCAAGCCACCACCAGACGAGAAUCCGAGAGCUAUCCUAGACAACGAAAAGCCGCCUUUGCAGACGCUGGUCAACGCGCACGACUUCGAGGUGGUAGCCUCGAAAACAGCAAACACCAAGACAUGGGCAUUCUACUCCAGUGCAGCGACGGAUCUGAUCACUCGCGACGCGAACAAGUCCUGCUUCGACCGGAUAUGGUUCCGGCCGCGGGUGCUGAGAAACGUACGGUCUGUGGAUACUCGGACGAAGAUUCUGGGCGGCGACUUUAAGUUGCCGCUGUUUGUGAGCCCGGCGGCCAUGGCGAAGUUGAUUCAUACUGACGGGGAGUGUGCGAUUGCGCGGGCAUGCGAGAGUAAAGGGAUCCUGCAGGGUAUUUCCAAUAACUCAUCCUACACCAUGGAUGAAUUGCGCACCGCAGCUCCAUCUGCCAGCUUCUUCUUCCAGUUGUACGUCAACCGCGACCGCGAGAAGUCCGCUGCAUUACUCCGCCAAUGCUCUGCCAACCCCAACAUCAAAGCCAUUUUUGUGACCGUGGACGCCGCCUGGCCUGGCAAGCGCGAAGCGGACGAGCGGGUCAAGGCCGACGAGAGCUUGUCUGUACCUAUGGCGCCGUCCAAGGCACAGAAUGACAAGAAAGGCGGUGGACUGGGCCGCGUGAUGGGCCGGUUCAUUGACCCUGGCCUGACGUGGGAAGACCUGAAGUGGGUCAGACAGCACACGCAUAAGCCGGUGUGUCUAAAGGGUGUGAUGUCCGCGGAUGACGCACUGCUGGCCAUGCAAGCCGGUAUGGAUGGUAUCCUGGUGAGCAAUCACGGCGGACGCAACUUGGACACCAGCCCGCCGUCGAUAAUCACAUUGCUGGAGAUGCAGAAGCGAUGCCCCGAAGUGUUUGAUAAGAUGGAGGUGUAUGUGGACAGCGGCAUCCGCCGCGGAACGGAUAUUCUCAAGGCUGUGUGCCUCGGUGCGACAGCCGUGGGAAUGGGUCGGAGUAUGCUUUUCGCGACGAACUAUGGACAGCAGGGUGUGGAGCAUUUGGUUGAUAUCAUGCAAGACGAGCUGGAAACGGCCAUGCGCAACAUCGGCAUCACCUCGUUGGAUCAGGCCAGUCCCGACCUGCUACACACGGGUGAUGUGGAUCACUUGGUCCCGGCAUCCCGCGCACACCCUUACGCCCAGGCCAUCGCCAAAGGUCGGCGGGGCUCCAAGCUUUAA